Hordeum vulgare subsp. vulgare (domesticated barley) is the source of this 1262-nucleotide messenger RNA. Its product is annotated as 1-aminocyclopropane-1-carboxylate oxidase homolog 1-like. The record is from RefSeq and is a predicted model, not a curated record. The transcript has a single exon. Bases 91 to 1254 code for a protein of 387 amino acids. Lineage: Eukaryota; Viridiplantae; Streptophyta; Magnoliopsida; Poales; Poaceae.
CAUGCUGAUGUGAUAGAUAAUUGAAGAAAAGAGAGAGGGUUAGAGUAACAUACAUAUAAGGCAAUUACGGUAGAUGUCCCCAAGGCCCGAAUGUAUUCUUACCAUCUACUUAAGCCUGGUGAGAGUAUGAGAGUUUGCAAGCAGCCGGAUCUGUCAAUACUUCAAAUUCCGUCCAUGGCCUCCGUUGAUGACCAUGAGCGCCUCCGUGCCGUCAAGGCGUUCGACGACACCAAGGCCGGCGUCAAAGGCCUCGUCGACGCGGGCGUCACCACUGUCCCGUCCAUCUUCCACCACCCGCCGGAAUCCCUUCCCAGCAGCGAGGUCGUAGUGCCAGCCCAUCGCUUCACCAUCCCGCUCAUCGACCUGUUAGCUGGCGUGCGGGCUGACAUGGUCUCCGCCCUGAAGGUGGCCGCGGAGACGGUGGGCUUCUUCCAGCUGGUGAACCACGGCGUGCCGGACGACCUCCUUGCCGAGAUGCUCGCGUCGGUGCGCCGCUUCCACGAGUCUCCGGCGGAGACGAAGCGGCCGUACUACAGCCGGGACCACCGCCGACGCGUCCGGUACAACUCCAACUUCGACCUGUUCACCUCGCCGGCGGCCAACUGGCGUGACACCGUGUUUCUCGAGCUGCCGCCGGCGCCCGAGGAGAUCCCGGUGGCGUGCAAGGCCGUGGCGCCGGAGUACGCUCGGCAGGUGCAGCGGCUAGGCCGCACACUGUUUGAGCUGCUGUCGGAGGCGCUGGGCCUCAACCCAAGCUACCUGGAGGAGGAGACGAUGUGCCUGGACCGGCUGAGCAUGGGCGGCCACUACUACCCUGCGUGCCCGGAGCCGCACCUGACGCUCGGCACCACCAGGCACUCCGACCUCAGCUUCCUCACCGUGCUACUCCAGGACGACGUCGGCGGUCUGCAGGUGCUCGUCGACGAUGAUGGCAACAAGCAGCGUCCGGCGUGGGUUGACGUGCCGCCGGUGGAGGGGGCGUUGGUGGUCAACGUCGGCGACUACCUGCAGCUCAUGUCCAACGACAGGUUCAAGAGCGUGGAGCACCGCGUGGUGGCUAAUACCGUGGGGCCAAGGGUGUCGGCGGCUUGCUUCAUUCGGCCGUGCGCGUCGUCGAAGAGGGUGCUCACGCCGAUCGUCAUCGACGGCGACGGCGGCGCACGGUACAGGAGCACGAUGGUGGAGGAGAUGUUCACGCACUACAGGGUUAAGGGCCUCGACGGUACCUCCGCACUCCAGCAUUUCAGGAUCUGAAUCUCAUC